UUACUUGAUUUGCCUGGUAUCAUCGAAGGUGCAAAAGAUGGUAAAGGACGCGGAAGACAAGUUAUCGCAGUUGCGAGGACUUGUAGUUUAAUAUUUAUCGUUCUGGAUGUAUUGAAACCGCUUGGCCACAAGAGAUUAAUCGAACACGAAUUGGAAGGUUUUGGACUUCGUUUAAACAAACAACCUCCGAACAUUACUUUCCGCAAGAAGGAUAAAGGUGGCAUUAAUUUUCAAACCACGUGUGCACAAUCAGAACUUGACUUAGAAACAGUGAAGAGUAUUCUAUCUGAAUAUAGAAUACACAAUGCGGAUAUUACUUUACGAUACGAUGCCACAUCUGACGAUCUAAUCGACGUCAUCGAGGGAAAUCGUGUCUACAUACCGUGUAUUUAUUUGCUCAAUAAAAUAGAUCAAAUUAGUAUCGAAGAACUAGACAUCAUUUAUAAAAUACCGCAUUGCGUACCGAUUUCUGCUCAUCACAAGUGGAACUUCGAUGAUCUCCUUGAAAAAAUGUGGGAGUACUUACAGUUGGUUAGAAUCUAUACGAAACCAAAGGGACAGUUACCAGACUACAAUUCCCCGGUAGUAUUGAACAGGGAGAAACGAACGGUCGAAGACUUUUGUAAUAAACUACAUCGAUCUAUCGCAAAAGAACAAUCCAAAAUCUUGAUAUGAAUGUUAUCAGUGUUUUGUUUUGUUUGUUUAAAAGUGUUUUGUUUCAAUGUAAUUUGAAACAAAAAUUAGGAAAAUAUCUAAAUAUAAAAGUUUGUGCUUUGGAUCAAUGA
This is a messenger RNA of Heterotrigona itama, 785 nucleotides long. The record is from the annotation of a GenBank genome assembly. Lineage: Eukaryota; Metazoa; Arthropoda; Insecta; Hymenoptera; Apidae.